Molecule: messenger RNA, 2292 nt
Organism: Penicillium griseofulvum
Lineage: Eukaryota; Fungi; Ascomycota; Eurotiomycetes; Eurotiales; Aspergillaceae
Product: Major facilitator superfamily
Exons: 6
Coding region: 1-2292 (763 amino acids)
Biological process (GO): transmembrane transport
Molecular function (GO): transmembrane transporter activity
Source: RefSeq, a predicted model, not a curated record
AUGGAGCAUAUCAAUCAUCACCCAGACAAAUAUGAGCCAGAUAACGACUAUGCUAUGGACGCUCGCAGCCAUGAAUCCGACGACACAAUUGAAGAAAUUGAUACACUCGAGCUUACCCGUAUCAAUACCUAUCGACUGCAACAGAAAACAACUGUAGGCUCUACGAGAGGGCCUACUCCCCGUGACAGAUGGCUUCCCAUGGGCGCUAACAAAGAUUAUCCACCCAUGCUCCCGGAUUCUGAAGGAUAUGUCGUGGAGUUUGAUGGAGCCGAUGAUCCCUUACAUCCAUAUAAUUGGUCCACCUUUAGACGCAUCAUGCUAGUUUGCAUCUUAUGUUAUGGUACCUUCGCCGGAUCGUUUACUAGCGCUGUCUUUUCGGCUGCUAUUUCUGGCUUCAGCAAGGAGUUCAACACAAGUACCGAAAUUGGCUCCCUUGGCGUGACACUCUAUGUCCUUGGCUUUGCAGCCGGGCCAACAAUUUGGGCACCAGGAUCGGAGCUUAUCGGCAGACGUUGGCCACUAUCUCUCGGUCUUUUCGGAUGCGCUAUCUUCACCUUAGCAUGUGCAGUUGCCAAAGAUAUUCAGACCAUCAUGAUCUGUCGCUUCUUUGCCGGACUAUGCUCGGCCAGCCCUAUUUCAGUCGUUCCCGCUGUGUUUGCAGACUUGUUCAACAACACCCAACGGGGUGUCGUCAUGUCGAUUUUCUGCAUGGCGGUAUUUAUCGGGCCCUUUUCGGCACCGUUCGUGGGUGGCUUCAUUGCAAUGAGCGAUCUGGGUUGGCGAUGGACGAUGUAUAUCUCUGCAAUCAUGGUCUUUGUUGGCUUUGUCCUAAUCUUUGUCUUCCUUGAGGAGACUUAUGCCCCCGUCAUCCUUGUUCGCAAGGCAGCUACCCUUCGCCGACAGACUCGCAAUUGGGGCAUCCAUGCAAAGCAAGAUGAGGUGGAAGUGGAUGUAAAGGAGCUUCUGCGGAACAACUUUGCUCGCCCCAUUAUGAUGUUGAUCACGGAGCCCAUACUGCUUCUGGUCUCAUUGUACAUUUCCUUCAUCUAUGGCCUCAUCUAUGCUCUGCUGGGCGCAUACCCUGUUGUAUUCCAAGGUGUUUACGGCAUGAAUAUGGGUGUCGGUGGACUUGCAUUUGUCGGAAUCAUCAUCGGCGAACUCCUUGGCGGCGUUUAUAUCCUCCUGAUACAGGGUUCAUAUAGAAUCAAGCUGGCGGCAAACGGUGAUAAGCCUAUCCCCGAAUGGCGCCUUCCAUCUGCCAUCAUAGGAGCUGUGUUGUUUGCUGGAGGGAUGUUUUGGUUCGGCUGGACCGGAUUCACUCCGUCCAUUCACUGGAUGGCUCCUAUUGCUUCAGGGCUGAUUACCGGGGCGGGGAUCUUUUUGAUCUUCUUGCAAUGUUUCAAUUAUAUUGUUGACUGCUAUCCUACAUUGGCUGCAUCCACUAUUGCUGCGAACACAAUCCUGCGCUCAGCUAUUGGCUGCUCAUUCCCACUUUUCUCCAAGCAAAUGAUGGAGAAUCUAGGAGUUCAAUGGGCGGGGACAAUGCUUGGAUGUAUCGCGAUCGUGAUGAUUCCGAUUCCUGUUCUGUUCAAGCCUUCCCCCCCGACACUUUUCAGAUCCACGAUGGAAUAUCCUACGAGUAAACAAACGCUUUUUGGUCCGGAUUGGGACCACAAUCGCUGGACCGCCUCCGACGACCGCGUCCGCGGUGGAUCAUCUGUGUCCCAACUCGAGCCUACGGAGGAGGGAGUAAUCUUUCACGGUCACCUCGACAUUGAGACACUUGGGGGCGCCGGUUUUGCCUCACAACGCACGGUCGGAAAUGACCAAAUAUGGGACCUCAGCGGAUACGAUGGUCUUGAGCUACAUAUUGUUCCAUUGGACGGAAAACGAUACACAUUCUCCCUGACAGACGAAAUCCCACAACGGAGGCCAGACGAUCGUGAACAAAGUGCUCUUGUCUGGGAAUAUGAUUUUUACCCGAGUCAGACUGGACGCGAAGUGCGUAUAUCAUGGAAGGAUCUGAAACCGACAUAUCGGGGGAAACCGGUAGAAAAUUCCAGGCCGUUGGACUUGUCGCAUAUAAGGAGGUUUCGGAUCAUGAUGAGAAGUUUCUUUGGGGAGCAACACGGCGACUUUAGCCUGAAGUUUCAAUCGAUCGGAUUGUUCCGCGAGAGUUAUGUUGAUAGCCCUAAUCUCGCAAGGGAGAACUUGCGCUAUGGCGACGAGAAAGCAGAGCCGGCGAAUACUCGAGAGGGUAAAAGGUGGUUCUUGAGUUGUUGUCCAUCCUAA